AUGCCACCAUUACCGUCCGAGGUAUGGAAACACUUCAGAAAAUCGGCAGACAAGAGCACUGCAUCUUGUCUGUUAUGCAGUGCAACAAUUCAACUGCAUGGCGGCACCUCAAAUCUGCGAAAUCAUAUAAAAUUUAAGCAUCCGUCCGUUGACAACAACAAGGCCAGUCCGGAUGUGGCAAAGCAACAGACGUUACACCAGGUUUUUGCCCCCCCCCGUCCUUCGUCGAGCGAGACGAUCAACCAGGCCUUUGCAAAUUUCGUGGUCCAGGCAUACGUGCCCAUGAAAAUCGUGGAACACGAGAGUUUUCGUCAUCUGAUGCAACUUCUGAAUCCGCAGUACGAGGUGCCUUCUCGAACAACCGUCAGGGCGCGCAUUGACCAGCAGUAUGAUGACGCAAAAAAGUCUCUGCUGUCCAGUCUUCAAGGAAGCACGUCUGUCGCUCUCACAACUGACUCCUGGACAUCCAAUGCCACAGAGGCAUACCUCACAGUAACCGCACACUACAUCAAAGAAGACUGGUCAAUGGAGUCGCGCAUACUUAUGACCCGCGCUAUGCCAGAGCGACACACCGGCGAAAACCUUGCUAUUCGCCUUAAGGACUGUGUGGAUGAGUUUGGUCUGAAGGGACGUGUUGUAGCAUGUGUUCACGACAAUGCCAGAAAUAUGGACUUAGCCGGCCGUCUGUGUCCGGACUGGCAGGACCUCCCUUGUUUCGCACACACCCUUCAGUUGUGGGUGAAGCCGGUCAUGGACAUUCCGUCAGAAGCAGACGUGAUGUCGAGAGCACGAAAGAUCGUCGGCCACUUCCGGCACUCCACAACCAUGACAGCAGAGCUGCGAUCGCGACGUGUUGUCAUGCAACUUCCUGACCAUGACCUAAUUCAGGAUGUUCCGACGCGCUGGAAUUCGUCGCAGAUGAUGUUGCAACGCCUUGUGGAGCAGCGUCGUGUUGUUACCGACAUCCUACUCAACCCACGCCUAACAGGGAAGCGUGACAGGGGUCUCCUGCUGACCGACGCUGAGUGGGAGAUUGCCGGAGACGUUGCGUCUGCGUUGCAAGAUCUCACAGAGGCAACAAAUAACAUGUGUUCCGACACGCAUGUCUCGUCAUCCGAGAUAUAUCCCGUUGUUUGUGGAUUGCUCAUUAACAGCCUGGGCUGCUCGAGUGACGAUAGUGCGUUGAUAAGUCGCGUGAAGGAGACACUCCGGGACUAG
Dreissena polymorpha is the source of this 1218-nucleotide messenger RNA. RefSeq names its product zinc finger BED domain-containing protein 4-like. The coding region runs from base 1 to 1218 and encodes 405 amino acids. The record is from RefSeq and is a predicted model, not a curated record. The transcript has a single exon. Gene Ontology annotation, molecular function: DNA binding. NCBI's taxonomy places the organism in Eukaryota, Metazoa, Mollusca, Bivalvia, Myida, Dreissenidae.